GACACGGGCGGGAGGACAGUGGCGCCGCCAUGCAAGUAUGUGCAUGAGCGCGUGCUGGUGGAGGACGGUAUCUGGAGGUCUCGGUCGGCGAAUCCUACAAGAUAAUUGGGAGCAAGCUAGCUGUAUGCGCGCGUCUCAGGUCACGUGAGGAGGCUCACGUGAUCAGUGCACUUACUUCUCCACCAGCCUGUCAGUGAGUUAACGUACCGUCUCACAAGCACACAGACGGCGCGAAGGACACAAUGGACACGCCGUUUGCAGUGGUCAUCCCCUUGUUGUUCAGCCCAUUGGUGUGGAGUGGAUACCUGGAAUAUGACCAAAAUGUCCUGGUGCCCAAGGACUGGACUCGUGUUGGUCGGCUCAGGCCAACCGAAGAGCUUGAACUGACUUUUGCACUCAAACAGCAGAAUGUUGACGUGCUGGAAGAGACACUCAAAGUGGUGUCUGACCCCGACUCACCUCAGUAUGGUAAAUACCUCCAACUUGAGGAGGUGGCCUCCCUCGUGCGUCCCUCCGACCGGUCCCAAAAGGUGGUGCGCAGCUGGCUGCAGAAUCAUGGCGUCACAAACUGCUUGAUGGUUCGCACUCAAGACUUCUUACAGUGCAGAUUGACUGCAGAGGAUGCAGAGGUUCUUCUACCUGGCAGCAGAUUCCAGCGUUAUGUCAGAGACGGUCAGUCCAUCGUGAGGUCCUCAGCUCCCUACUCCGUUCCCGAUGACAUUGCACAACACCUUGACUUUGUGGGAGGUCUUCACCGCUUCCCCCCGAGAGGACACGAGCCUGGCCUGGCCUCGUCUAAGUCGAAGGGGAUCCAGCGGAGCAAUGGAGCCUUUCAUUUGGGAGUGACUCCUGCUGUUUUAAGGGCCCGUUACAAUCUGACUGCAGCUGAUGUGGGAUCAGCUCAGAACAACAGCCAGGCUGUAGCUCAGUUCCUGGAGCAGUACUAUAGCCCUGCAGAUUUGACGGAAUUCAUGAGCAUUUAUGGUGGCAGCUUCCAGCAUCUGUCCAAGGUGGACCGUGUCGUGGGGACACAGGGCACCGGAAAGGCCGGGUUAGAGGCCAGUCUGGAUGUGGAGUACAUCAUGAGCACGGGGGCCAACAUCCCCACGUGGGUCUUCACGAAUCCAGGUCGUCAUGAGUCCCAGGAGCCGUUUCUACGGUGGGUGGUCCUGCUCAGCAACAUGUCUGACCUGCCUUGGGUGCACACCAUCAGCUACGGGGACGACGAGGACAGUCUGUCUACUGCUUACAUGCAGCGCAUCAACACAGAGUUCAUGAAGGCCGGCGUCCGGGGCCUCUCUUUGCUUUUUGCUUCUGGUGAUAGCGGAGCCGGCUGCUGGCACAUAGCUAAAGAACAAAACUCCUUCCGGCCCAGUUUUCCCGCCUCAAGCCCUUACGUGACCACGGUCGGUGGUACCUCGUUCAAGAAUCCUUUCAAGACGACUUAUGAAGUAACAGAUUACAUCAGCGGAGGAGGCUUCAGUAACUUCUUCAAGAUGCCAAACUACCAGGCCAUUGCUGUCGCCGGUUACCUGAAGAGCGUCGCGGCCACCCUCCCUCCGAAGUCGUACUUCAAUGUCAGCGGGAGAGCCUAUCCUGACAUAGCGGCGCUGUCGGAUAAUUACUGGGUGGUUGUCAACAGAAUACCCAUGCCGUGGGUGUCUGGGACAUCGGCGUCAACCCCGGUGGUUGGUGGGAUGUUUUCUCUGAUCAAUGACAAACGUCUGAUGAAGGGCCUUCCCGUUUUGGGCUUCCUCAACCCUCGCCUCUACAAGCUCAAGGGACAGGCUCUGUUUGAUGUAACUGAAGGUUGUCACCUGGCAUGCCUUGAUGAGUUGGUACAAGGGCAAGGAUUCUGUGCGGCCCCGUCGUGGGACCCGGUGACAGGCUGGGGAACACCUAACUACCCUGCACUUCUGGCUGCACUAAUAACUUCGUGAAGUCAGUCAGAUGCUACUUGCAGGACAGGUACCAAACAUCGACACAUUGUGUCGUCAUUGUAAUCAGCUGCCAACGCUGUGUAAUUCAUUGACUCACUCAGAUCUUCAGUGAGAUUUUAGGGCUCAAUAUGCAAGAUUUUUUUUUUUUGACGGGUUUGUAUUUGUUCACAGCUCCACUGCACUUGGCUUAUAAAAUCCCUCUAUCAUAGGUUCUCGCACUUUUCAAUUGUCAAUCAAAAAAAAAAGUGUUUUUUUUAAUGUUACAUUUUUUCACACUGAUCAAAAUGUUAAUGAAUUCUGCAGGGAUUUGGUCUGCUCCCUAUUUACACUGACUUGUGACUGACCCAGAUUUUUCUGCAAACAAUUUUGCAAUCAGUUAAUGAAUGUUCACAGCAAUAUGACUUAGGGCUGCACAAUUAUUGCCAAAUUGAUGUUGAUCAAUAUUGUACCAGUAAUUAUGAUUAUUAAUCACAACUAUUAAUUAAGGAAAGCUUAUUUUUACCGCACUACUUUUAAACCAGUAUGUUAACAGUUUUCAAAGCUAAAUGAAACGUUAAAAUAGAAUGGAUUAAAAUGUAACCCUUUCAUGCACCCUGUAACAUAAGCUGUCCACUGUAGUAAGGUUUAAGUAUAAAAAGCAAAAUGUGCCAUCUUCUUUAACAUAAUUUGCCUUGUAUCUGAAACAAGUGCAGGCAAACGAAGCUGAUCCCUUUUAAACUCACCAUGAUUUAACAGAAUGCGCUUCUUUGUUAUUCAGGAAGCCAAAUGAAGCCUUAAUCAUGCAUUCACCCUCUUGGUGGUUGGCCGGUAGAUGGACAAAGUGCUUGAUUAUAUAUGUAGGAGAGCCCCCAAAUAUCACCUACGAUGAGAUUAAUUUCGUCAUCACAGCCAAAAUCAUUUUCCCGAUUAAAAUUUGAAUGAUUGUGCAGCCCUAAUUUGUUAUGCAUACAUAAUUAUACAUGCAUACAUAAGUGGGCGGUAGUGUUUUACAGCCAUAAAGCAAGAACAUCACUGGAAUAAUGGUAAUUCAAAAUGUGCUGCUAUUUUUUUCAAGUGCCACUCCCAAAGCUGAAAAUCAAAUGCUGCUGUUUUGUGGUGUGAUGUCAAAAGAUAAGUUGGUUUGUGCCAAAGGGUUGUAGUACUGAAGGAAAUACAAAUGAAACGGCUGCCGCACAGUCGAUUUUGUUCAUUACUGACUAAUAAACAGUAUUUGUUGCGGAUUGGA
Messenger RNA from Hippocampus zosterae (dwarf seahorse), 3165 nucleotides. RefSeq names its product tripeptidyl peptidase I (gene tpp1). Gene Ontology annotation, molecular function: tripeptidyl-peptidase activity; serine-type endopeptidase activity. Gene Ontology annotation, biological process: central nervous system development; proteolysis. The transcript has 14 exons. Lineage: Eukaryota; Metazoa; Chordata; Actinopteri; Syngnathiformes; Syngnathidae. The record is from RefSeq and is a predicted model, not a curated record. Bases 243 to 1940 code for a protein of 565 amino acids.